CGCGGGCUUGUUUGCCUCCCCAGCAGGCGGCGCGCACUGUGCCCCGAUGCUUCAGCUCCGGAACGACCUGUUCUCGAUUUCUCUUCCCAAAUUCUUGCACCAUAAACGACAAAAUACCAUCGGCGAAACUCUCAGAAGCGACGACUUUUUCUGUAUAUCCCUUGUUUUGACUACGGUUUCCGUCGAGAUUGGUUGAGACACGGCAUCCGUCCGGCUUGCCUUGUUUUUUUUUUUUCGCCACAGUCGCAAGACAAGGUAGCACAACAAACGGUUACCAACGACCGGAUAGAUCCUCCAACGACCGCGGCGACGACGAUAACGGCGAAUCCCUCCUCUCCGGUCGACACGCAACGCAUGGAUGGCGCGCACACGACGCCGCGACUCGAAUUGACCUUUCGCAGCACGCGCGCAUAGAGUUGCCCCUCCUCCUCUUCCUCCUCCUCCGCCCCCCGGGGGGACAGAACACACGGAUCAGACGAUGCCCGAGGUCCGCCGCGGGAGCCUGCAGGUGCAGUCCGACCCGGCAUUGGCCAACGGCCUGGGCACACGGACGAACAGCAGUGGCGGCGGCGGAGCAGCGGACCGAGCUGCUGUUGACGCCAAUGCCUCUGCGACUGACGACGAUGGCACCGCCGCCAACAACUCCACGAGGCCAGGGCCCGGCAGCGCCGGCGCGCGGGACGUGAGCUUCAGCGACGUGCGCCCGCCCCGGCUGGUCCGCCUCGACUACCCCCACCGCUCCGCCGACGACGUGCCUCCUCCCCGUGCUAGGAGUCCGGUCGUCGGCGGCGGCGCCGGUAGCGCCACGGCCCCGACGUCGCCCAUCUCCCCGGGCAGCAGCAGCGCCAACCAGCAGCUGCCCGCGUUUGGGCGGAUGAGCGUCGACGCGCCCCGGCGCAGCCUCUCGUACGCGCUGCGCCCGCCGGCCGAGGCCUACUACGACUCGCGGGCGGCGACGCGCCGCGAGUGGCAGCGCCGCGGGCGGACGCUCGAGGAGUACUACGACGACAACCCGCAGCUGCUGCCCCAGCUCCCCUUCACGUGGCACCACGGCUGGCGGCGCUGGCGGCUCUUCAUCUUCGCCUUCCUCGUCUUCGUCGACGCCUCGGCCCUGCCCAUCGCCCUCUACUACGGCCUGCACUACGCGGGCCACGUCGAGGGCUGGAUCAUCUUCGCCGUCGUCACCACCAUCUGGGGCGGGCCCACGUACCUCGAGUUCGCCAUCCGCACCCUGCGCCUCAUCAAGAAGGAGCGCUUCUACCGCCCCCUCGGCACUGACAGCCGCUGGUGCUUCGACAUGCUGACCUGGGUCUCCGUCGUGACCAUCACCGCCGUCACCGCACUCUUCGUCGUCGGCAGCGCCCCGCACAUUGUCUGGCUGCGCGUCCUGUGCAUGCCCGCCCCCGCCAUAUUGUAUUGCCUCGGAGGCUCGCUGCUGCUCAUCACCCUCUUCCACGCCAUGGCGUGGCCCGCGCCGUUUCGCAUCAGCUCGACGGCCAAGGGCGAGUUGGUAGGUCGAACCGAGAAGAAAAAAAGAGAAGCAUGUCACUUCGUACCGUGCAUGUGCUGACGUCGAUGAAAACAAAAAAACAGGUCCACCCCGGCGUGUACUACUUCAUCGAAGACGUCGUGGCCGUCAACGCCGGCGCGGGCCGGCCGUACCGCGAGGCCCUUGCGGCGCGGUACCGCGCGAGCCCACGCUUCCGGCGGAUGCUGUACGUGCAGUCGCUCUUCUGGUCCAUCCCCGCGCUGGUGCUGGCCGUGCCGCUCACCGUCAUCGCCGUCAUCCACCCGGUGCCCGCCACGGCCGCGUACGGCGUAUGCUGGGCGGUGCCGUUCCUGUGGUGCGCCCUCUGGGGCGCCAUCUCCGUCUGGUGGUGCAAGCGCGACAUGGUCCGCGAGCGCCUCGAGUGGGAGGCCGACACCACAGGAGGAAGCGGCGGCGACGGAUUGACCACGGCGGGCUCGGCGGCGGCGGCGGCGGCGGCGGCCAUGCGAGAGGUCAAGGAGGGGACGGCGAGCCCGGCGAGGAGCGAGACGGCCGGCACGGGGGGCAGCGGGAGCGCCGGCGGCGGCACGGCCUAGAGGCGGACAGGAGUAGACGAUGGCUGUUGCGGGCGUGGACGAGUACUAAUGGGCCGGCGCACACAAAGCGCCGCCUCCUCCCAAAGCAUGUUAAUUAGAGGGCGUAUGGCGAGGCGCAAACAGGUUGGAUCUUUCGACAACAUGGAUACCACUACGUACCUACGUACUAGCGGCGACGACAACAGCUCAAGCACAUCAUCAUCAGCGUAUGUACUACACUGCAUCAAAAGAACACAUUAAUGAAAAUUCUUAUUCCCGCG
Molecule: messenger RNA, 2345 nt
Organism: Purpureocillium takamizusanense
Lineage: Eukaryota; Fungi; Ascomycota; Sordariomycetes; Hypocreales; Ophiocordycipitaceae
Exons: 1
Coding region: 479-1570 (363 amino acids)
Source: RefSeq, a predicted model, not a curated record